Molecule: messenger RNA, 3574 nt
Organism: Cynoglossus semilaevis (tongue sole)
Lineage: Eukaryota; Metazoa; Chordata; Actinopteri; Pleuronectiformes; Cynoglossidae
Product: potassium voltage-gated channel subfamily C member 1-like
Exons: 6
Coding region: 811-2733 (640 amino acids)
Biological process (GO): protein homooligomerization; action potential; potassium ion transmembrane transport
Cellular component (GO): dendrite membrane; presynaptic membrane; voltage-gated potassium channel complex
Molecular function (GO): protein binding; delayed rectifier potassium channel activity
Source: RefSeq, a predicted model, not a curated record
CUUGUUUUCUAAUCCGCCCCCAUGUACCGUCUAAGGAAAAAAAAAACGGUGCAGAAGGUGAUGCCUCUUGCGCGGAAUACAGAGAGAAAAGGAGGGGAGAGAGAGACAGAGACACAGAGAGAGAGAGAGAGAGAGAGAGAGAGAGAGAGAGGAGGGAGAGGCGGACAUUCUACAGGCUGCAAAGACACAAGAGAUAGUGAAUGGGUAGCAACACCCGUCGCCUGCAACCUUCCAGGCAAUUAAAAACGGCUUCCACUUCUCAAUUUUAUUUUCUUGCCAAUAACAGAAGAGGUUGGCACUGAAAGCGCUCUGAGACAGACAGAGACAAAGAGGAGAGGCGCAAGUUUUCAGGGCCUCAUUUCACCCAUCUAUCCAUUCAUCACCAUCAUCGUCAUCCACGGCGGUAGCAGCAGCAGCAGCAGCAGCAUCAUGAUUCCCCCAACGCUCUAAGUGAAUCUGGCAAUAUUAAAGCUGCGAACAAAAAAAAAACAACAAAACAAAACAAAAAACGAGGUCCAGCAGCAGCAGCAGCAGACGUGCGCACUACUAUCUCGCCGUGUUCUGGAGGUGGUAAAAGAGGAUCAUCCGAUGCCUGCGAGACGCCGGAUAAUCGUGGCGAGACAGAAGCACCGCAGAGAGAGAAAACUACAAUCGCGAUUGAUCCCUAAAAGCUCGAUGUGCCGCACGCACGCGAAACACACCUAAAAGCAAAAAAAAAAAAACCCUAAAAAAAACAAACAAAAAAACCCCCAAACCAACAAACUCCUCCCUCCAGUCUCUCGUCUUCUCUCUCCCUCCCCCUGGUCCUCUAUGCUCAGUUCGGUGUGUGUAUCCUCUUUUAAAGGGCGCAAGGGUGGGAACAAGUCGUCCAACAAAGCAUGUUACAGCGCAGACAUGACUUGUCCGUCGGAAAGCGAAAAAAUUGUGAUAAACUGUGGCGGGGUGCGGCACGAGACCUACCGGAGCACGCUUAAGACGCUGCCCGGUACGCGUCUGUCAUGGCUAACCGAACCGGACGCAUUUAGCAACUUCGACUACGACCCCAAAUUGGACGAAUUCUUUUUCGACCGCCACCCGUCUGUGUUCUCCUUCAUUCUCAACUACUACCGCACCGGCAAGCUGCAUUGCCCAAACGACGUGUGCGGACCCCUGUUCGAGGAGGAGCUCGCAUUCUGGGGUAUUGACGAGACAGAUGUCGAGGCGUGCUGUUGGAUGAACUAUCGGCAACACCGGGACGCCGAGGAGGCGCUGGAUAGCUUCGAGACCCCGGAGCCGGACGCACCUGAUGAUGACCCGGCGCUGGGUGGUGCGGACGGGGACUUGAAGAGACUGUGCAUGCAAGAGGACACGAGGAAGUCGGGUUGGUGGAAAACCUGGCAGCCUAAGAUUUGGGCGCUCUUUGAGGACCCGUAUUCAUCCAAAUACGCGCGGUACGUGGCGUUCGGCUCACUGUUCUUCAUCCUCAUUUCCAUCUCGACGUUCUGCAUGGAGACGCACGAGGCCUUCAACACCAUCCUCAACAAGACCGAGAACGUCACAGUGGGCAACACGACCCGUGAGGAGAUCGUCUUCGAGGUGGUGACCGACAGCUGGCUAACGUACGUGGAGGGAGUGUGCGUCAUCUGGUUCACCAUUGAAGUCCUGCUACGAGUCACGUUUUGUCCGGAUAAGUUAGAGUUUUUUAAAAGCACCCUUAACAUUAUUGACUUUGUCGCCAUUUUGCCCUUCUAUCUUGAGGUGGGUCUCAGUGGCCUGUCCUCAAAAGCUGCCAAGGAUGUCCUGGGGUUCCUUCGUGUCGUCCGAUUCGUCCGCAUCCUCCGAAUUUUCAAGCUCACGCGUCACUUUGUGGGUUUACGAGUCCUUGGCCACACACUUCGCGCCAGCACUAAUGAAUUUCUCCUGCUCAUCAUCUUCCUAGCCCUGGGUGUCCUCAUUUUUGCCACGAUGAUCUAUUACGCCGAGCGAAUCGGAGCGGACCCGGAUGACCCGACAGCCAGUGCCCACACAAACUUUAAGAACAUACCCAUUGGAUUUUGGUGGGCAGUUGUCACCAUGACAACACUGGGCUAUGGAGAUAUGUAUCCAGAGACGUGGUCAGGGAUGCUGGUGGGUGCACUCUGUGCCUUGGCUGGUGUACUGACCAUAGCUAUGCCUGUACCUGUUAUUGUCAACAACUUUGGCAUGUACUACUCCCUGGCCAUGGCUAAACAAAAGCUGCCCAAAAAGAAGAACAAACAUAUCCCCCGAGCGCCUCAGCCAGGAUCGCCCAACUACUGCAAACCAGAUGCCCUCGCGAUGGCCACGGCUUCGCCACAACGGCUCUUAGGAAAUGUUCUCGGUGGAGUGAUGGGUUCAGGAGGCUUAACAGGUGACUGCCCUCUGGCCCAAGAAGAAAUUAUAGAGAUUAACAGAGAUUCGAAGCAGAACGGUGACGCAGCCUCGGCCGCCCUGGCUAAUGAGGACUGCCCCACAAUAGACCAGGUGCUGAGCCCAGACGAGAGGAGCCCGAUCGGACGCGGGUCAACCCGGGAACGGUAUCAGCAGGACCGCGCCUGCUUUCUGCUCAACACCCGAGAGUUCCGCGCCACGGAUGGGAACGUUCGGAAAGUAGAGGCAGCAGCCCUGGCACCCAGCCCAGACUCCCCUCUGACUGAGGACUGGUAUAAGAUGGAAGGGUCUCUGCUACAGCAGGACCUCAAUGCAAACUCCACCUCCUCCUGGAUCAAACCAUAGAACAGAGUGUUGAGUUUCUAGCAUUCGCCUUCUCUCUAAUGACGAGUCGGUAAAGAGUAAACACAAAUUUGCAGAAGGAGCCACACAAGCGACAUUUUUGAUGCAGAUGGACACUUUAAAGAGGAAUCUCUGGAGUGACAAGAGAGAGCCAGACCAGAGGUUAAUCACGAAUUUCACAAAUUAUACGUCCUGCUCUUAAUAUUGGUACCAAAGCAACUUCUCGAAACUCUGAACACACUUCUGACAGUUUUUUUUUUUUCAACUUUUUUUUUCUCAAAAUGACUGAGGGUUGCACUGACACACUACGGGAGAAGGAACUCCCGAUUACACAUUACAGACGACAUCUCAUUGUGUUAUCUUCACCGUCUUUUACAAAGACCAACUCCUAAUUGACAGUAUUAAACCGCGGAAAGAAUCACAAUGAUCGGAUAAACAUAGUAGCGACUUUGCUAACGGCUUGUAGCAUUUGACUCAAUUCAUCCUCUGUCCACAGACAGAGGAAUUUAUGCAUUCCGUGGAUCUUAUAGAUGUCAUUUUUUUUUCUAUUGGGUUUCCGUCCAGUGGAGAACAGGACAGGGCAUUCGUCUUGGCCAUCAAAAAAAAAACAACAAAAAAAACUGCAUAUCUGAAAUGCAUCACAAAUGUACAACAUCCAUGCUACGGUGGCUCGCUAUUAUUUUAAGCACUUGUACAGCAGGCUUGCCACUUAAACUAUGUCUUCCAUUCAUCUUAUCAGACUGAAACACUGCCCUUUCCUCCAGUACAGAAGAAAGACACUAAAGCACAUGUAGCAUCAGCUCAACUCAAUCAAAACAAAACACAAAAAAAAAAAAAAAAAAAA